CCACACCACUCUUAGUCAAAACAACUUUCAACACCUCCACGCGCGACACUCCGCCGAAGCAGGCGCUGAAAUCUUGGGGCAACGCGCUUUUAACGCUGCGAUUCAAGAUGAACGCAGCCCUGGUAGCACUCUUAUUCGUCGCAGUGACCAUAACAAGCACUUCGGCAACAACCCUUCCUGACUGCACGAAGUUCACGUGCAAUCCGGACACUUGCCCACAGAGGCAGUGUGCCUGUGGAACCUACAAGGACACCUGCGGUUGCUGUGACGUCUGCUACAAGUGUCCCGGUGCCGAGUGCAACCUGUGGAUCCUCGACGCUUGCACCGACGACCACAAAUGUGUCCUGGAAGAUCCUGCCAAGCCGUUCGAAAUCGGCGGAGUGGGACACUGCACACCUACCAACGCCACUGAUGCCUCACCUACGUCUUAAUAGUGAUCAUUUAGUCAUCAGAUAUUUCCUAAAUACAGAAAUAAAGAUAUUAUCAACAGGA
Dermacentor albipictus is the source of this 492-nucleotide messenger RNA. Its product is annotated as 8.6 kDa transglutaminase substrate-like. The record is from RefSeq and is a predicted model, not a curated record. Lineage: Eukaryota; Metazoa; Arthropoda; Arachnida; Ixodida; Ixodidae. Gene Ontology annotation, cellular component: extracellular region.